This is a messenger RNA of Letharia columbiana, 873 nucleotides long. RefSeq lists its product as uncharacterized. Gene Ontology annotation, cellular component: mitochondrion. Lineage: Eukaryota; Fungi; Ascomycota; Lecanoromycetes; Lecanorales; Parmeliaceae. The record is from RefSeq and is a predicted model, not a curated record. The coding region runs from base 1 to 873 and encodes 290 amino acids. The transcript has 6 exons.
AUGCUGCCUCUCCGCGGAGCUUGGAGACAUCGAUGUCUUUCAAGGUGUUCCAAGCGCGGGCUGAGCUUGGCAUACACACUGCAUGAGCCUCAUAAACCCCAAUUGGAUCAUGCCCCUUUGAUCGUUUUGCACGGGCUUUUCGGCUCCAAACAAAACAACAGGAGCAUCAGUAAGGCUCUUGCGCGAGACCUUAAAUCGCGAGUGUAUGCCCUUGAUUUGAGAAACCAUGGCGACUCACCCCACGAUGCUGUACACGACUAUGCAGCGAUGGCCGACGACCUGGAAGAAUUCAUCCAACAGCAUGAUCUGCGGUUACCUACAUUGAUAGGACAUUCAAUGGGCGCAAAAGUAGCAAUGACCGUGGCACUGCGAUCUCCUCAGGUUGUGGGAGGUUUGAUAGCGGUCGAUAACGCACCCGUCGAUGCCAUUCUGAAGAGUGACUUCCAUAAGUACGUUCAAGGUAUGCGGGACAUUGAACAGGCCCAGGUCAGUAGACAAGCCGAAGCAAAUGACAUUCUCAAGAAGUAUGAGGAGGCCUUGCCCAUUCGGCAGUUUCUCCUCACCAAUCUUGUAAGGUCUUCGGACGGAGAACUUUUACGAUUUCGUAUCCCUAUCAAGACCCUCGCUUCGAGUCUCGACAAGAUGGGUGACUUUUCUUUCAAUAACCCUGAUGAGGUCCGCUAUGACGGCCCAACACUAAUCGUCCGCGGUACAAAAAGUCACUAUGUAGCAGAUGAUGUGCUGCCUUUGAUCGGACGAUUCUUUCCAAUGUUCAAGUUGGUUGACAUUGACAGCGGUCAUUGGGUUAUUUCUGAGAAGCCAGAGGCAUUCAGGAAAGCUGUGGUGGAGUUUUUAGAGGAUGCAGAGGGAUGA